This is a messenger RNA of Physeter macrocephalus (sperm whale), 5266 nucleotides long. It is a transcript of the gene NUP210L, whose product is annotated as nucleoporin 210 like. NCBI's taxonomy places the organism in Eukaryota, Metazoa, Chordata, Mammalia, Artiodactyla, Physeteridae. Bases 81 to 4499 code for a protein of 1472 amino acids. The record is from RefSeq and is a predicted model, not a curated record. Gene Ontology annotation, cellular component: nuclear pore. The transcript has 32 exons.
UUAAGGUUGAUGUGAUAGACAGCAUUGAAAUUAUAUCUCGAACCCGGGAACUCUAUGUAGAUGAUUCACCACUGGAACUGAUGGUGAGGGCAUUGGAUGCUGAAGGAAAUACUUUUAGUAGUUUGGCAGGGAUGAUGUUUGAGUGGAGCAUUGCCCAGGAUAAUGAAUCAGCAAGAGAAGAACUGUCUAGCAAAAUUAGGAUUUUGAAAUACUCUGAAGCAGAAUAUUCUCCCCCUGUGUAUAUAGCUGAGAUGGAAAAGGAAGAGAAACAAGGAGAUAUGAUUUUGGUGUCAGGGAUUAGAACUGGUGCUGCUGUUGUAAAAGUUCGAAUUUCUGAACCAUUCUAUAAGAAAGUGGCAGCAGCAUUGAUACGUCUGCUUGUUUUGGAGAAUAUAUUUCUUAUACCAUCCCAUGAUAUUUAUCUCUUAGUAGGAGCAUAUAUUAAAUAUCGAGUUGCAAAAAUGGUUCAGGGAAGAAUGACAGAGGUGAAAUUUCCACUGGAACAUUAUACACUGGAAUUGCAAAACCACAGAGUUUCAUGUAAUGUGUCUCUUUCUGGGAAAGUGGCUUUACUGGAUGAGAAAACAGCCAUGGUGACUGCUGUCCAACUGGGCCACGCUAACCUUGUCUUUAUCCAUAAAAAUGUCCAUAUGCGAUCUUUGUCUGGACUCCCAAAUUGCACCAUAUAUGUUGUAGAGCCUGGAUUUCUAGGUUUCACAGUCCAACCUGGAGACCGUUGGAGUCUAGAGGUGGGGCAGGUGUAUGUUAUUACAGUAGAAGUAUUUGAUAAAAGCAGCACAAAAGUCUAUAUUUCAGAUAAUCUCAGGAUUAUGUACCAAUUCCCAAGAGAGUAUUUUGAAGAGCAGCUGACUACUGUGAAUGGAUCUUACAAUGUAGUGAAAGCCCUGAAAGAUGGUGUGGUCAUGAUAAAUGCAUCCCUGUCUUCCAUCAUUUACCAGAAUAAAAGUAUUCAGCCUAUAAAAUUUCCAAUUAUACAUCAGCAAGAAGUGAAGAUUUAUUUUCCCAUCAAGCUUACACCCAACUUUCUGGCAUUUCCUCAUCAUCCCAUGGGAAUGUUAUAUCGUUAUAAAGUACAGGUAGAGGGUGGCAGUGGCAAUUUCACCUGGACCUCUUCUAAUGAAACAGUGGCCAUGGUAACCACUAAAGGAGUGGUGACGACAGCUGGUCAGGUCAGGGGGAACAGCACUGUUUUGGCCCGAGAUGUACAAAAUCCUUUUCGAUAUGGGGAAAUUAAGAUAUGUGUUUUGAAACUGAACAAAAUGAAAAUGUUACCAUUUCAUGCUGAUGUAGAGAUUGGCCAGAUUAUAGAAAUCCCCAUUGCCAUGUAUCAUGUAAAUAAGGAAACCAAAGAGACCAUCGCGUUCACAGACUGCUCUCAUUUAUCCUUGGAUUUGAACAUGGAUAAGCAAGGAGUCUUCGCUCUUCUCAAAGAAGGUAUUCAAAGACCAGGACCAACACACUGUUCCAGUGCACAUAUAGCAGCCAAAUCUCUGGGCCAUACUUUGGUAACAGUUAGUGUGACUGAAUAUGAAGAGUAUUUGGGGAGCAGUGCCACAUUUGCUGCUUAUGAACCCCUAAAGGCUCUAAACCCUGUGGAAGUGGCACUGGUGACAUGGCACUCUGUAAAGGAAAUGAUAUUUGAAGGGGGCCCUCGUCCAUGGAUCUUGGAGCCCUCACGAUUCUUUUUGGAGCUGAGCAUGGAGAAGACAGAGAAAAUUAGAAUAACACAAGUCCGGCUGCCAGCUAAGAGAAAACAGAAUCAGUACAUCUAUCGGGUCCUGUGCCUGGAUUUAGGGGAACAAAUUCUGACAUUCCAAAUUGGAAAUCAUCCAGGUGUUCUGAACCCUAGUCCAGCUGUAGAAGUUGUGCAGGUACGCUUCAUAUGUGCCCACCCUGCCAGCAUAUCAGUAACUCCAGUAUAUAAGGUGCCAGCUGGUGCCCAGCCAUGUCCUCUGCCACAGCAUAACAAACAACUGAUUCCUGUAUCAAGCCUGAGAGACACAGUCCUGGAACUGGUAGUGUUUGAUCAACACAGGAGAAAGUUUGAUAAUUUCAGUUCACUGAUGCUAGAAUGGAAAUCCUCAAAUGAAACACUAGCUCAUUUUGAAAAUUACAAUUCAAUGGAGAUGGUAGCAAAGGAUGAUGGCAGCGGGCAGACCCGGCUACAUGGUCAAAGGAUCCUUAAAGUACAUCAGACAAAAGGGACUGUACUCAUUGGAGUCAAUUUUGUGGGCUAUUCAGAGAAGGAAAGUCCAAAGGAACUUUCCAACUUGCCCAGAUCUGCAGCUGUAGAGCUGCUCCUGGUAGAUGAUGUAACAGUAUCGCCUGAGAAUGCUACCAUCUAUAACCACCCUGAUGUGAAGGAAAUAUUUAGCCUUGUGGAAGGAUCUGGUUAUUUUUUAGUCAACAGUAGUGAGCAAGACAUUGCCACCAUCACUUACCUGGAAGCAGAAAGCUCUGUCCAGUUAGUUCCAGUACAUCCAGGAUUUCUCAGCUUGGAGGUCUAUGACUUGUGUUUGGCUUUCUUGGGUCCAGCAAUGGCUCACCUCAGGGUGUCAGACAUGCAAGAGCUGGAGCUUGAUCUGAUUGAUAAGGUUGAAAUAGGUAAAACUGUGUUAGUAACUGUGAGGGUUCUUGGCUCUUCCAAACGCCCAUUCCAAAAUAAAUACUUCAGGAACAUGGAGCUCAAACUGCAGUUGGCUUCUGCCAUUGUCACCCUGACGCUAAUGGAGAAACAGGACGAAUACUCUGAAAAUUAUAUCCUUCGAGCUAUCACUAUUGGGCAAACCACACUUGUAGCUAUUGCCAGGGACAAGAUGGGGAGAAAAUUCACGUCGGCUCCUCGGCAAAUUGAAGUGUUUCCUCCAUUCAGACUUGUUCCAGAGAAAAUGACACUGAUUCCAACUAAUAUGAUGCAGGUAAUGUCUGAAGGUGGCCCUCAGCCUCAAUCUAUCAUUCACUUCUCCAUCAGUAAUCAGACCGUGGCUGUUGUUAAUAGGAGGGGCCAAGUUACAGGGAAGGUAGUUGGCAGAGCUGUGGUCCAUGGCACCAUCCAGACAGUAAAUGAAGAUACUGGAAAAGUCAUUGUGUUUUCCCAGGAUGAAGUGCAGAUUGAAGUUGUGCAGCUAAGGGCUGUUAGGAUCCUUGCAGCUGCAACUCGACUCAUCACAGCUACUGAGAUGCCAGUUUAUGUCAUGGGAGUCACCAGUACCCAGACCCCUUUCUCCUUCAGCAAUGCCAACCCUGGGCUCACAUUCCACUGGUCCAUGAGCAAAAGGGACGUAUUGGAUCUAGUGCCCAGGCAUUCAGAGGUUUUUCUACAACUCCCAGUAGAGAAUAACUUUGCCAUGGUUGUCCACACAAAAGCAGCUGGUCGGACCAGUAUCAAAGUCACUGUCCGCUGUAUGAACAGUUCCUCUGGGCAGUUUGAGGGGAAUUUGUUGGAACUGUCUGAUGAAGUUCAGAUCCUGGUGUUUGAAAAACUCCAACUUUUCUACCCAGAGUGCCAACCUGAACAAAUUCUGAUGCCCAUGAAUUCUCAGCUCAAACUCCAUACCAACAGGGUAGGGGCCGCCUUUGUGAGUUCCCGUGUUCUCAAGUGUUUCCCUAAUUCAUCUGUCAUUGAGGAGGACGGUGAAGGGCUCCUGAAAGCUGGUUCCAUUGCAGGUACUGCUGUGUUGGAAGUCACCUCUUUAGAGCCUUUUGGAGUCAACCAAACAACUAUAACUGGGGUUCAGGUAGCACCAGUGACAUACCUGCGAAUGAGCAGCCACCCCAAGCUAUACACAGCUCAAGGAAGGACCCUAUCAGCCUUUCCCUUGGGCAUGUCUCUCACCUUCAUUGUUCAGUUUUACAAUAGCAUCGGAGAGAAAUUCCACACACACAAUACCCAGCUUUAUCUGGCUUUGAACAGAGAUGACCUGCUGCUUAUUGGACCAGGAAAUAGGAACUAUACUUACAUGGCUCAGGCUGUGAACAGAGGGGUGACACUUGUGAGGCUCUGGGACCAGAGACAUCCAGGCAUGGCAGAUUAUAUUCCUGUUUCUGUAGAGCACGCCAUCGAGCCAGACACCAAGCUUACCUUUGUCGGAGAUGUCAUCUGCUUCAGUACUCACCUCCUCAACCAGAAUGGUGAACCCGGGAGGUGGAUGAUUUCUGCUGAUGACAAUAUUCUACAAACAGACAUUGUCACUGGGGUAGGAGUGGCCAGGAGUCCAGGAAUAGCAACAAUUUUUCAUGACAUUCCAGGACUAGUAAAAACAUAUCGAGAGGUGGUGGUCCAUGCAUCAUCAAGAUUAACAUUCAGUUAUGACCUUAAGACUUAUCUCACCAAUACCCUCAAUUCAACUGUGUUCAAGCUCUUCAUCACCACUGGCAGAAAUGGUGUCAAUCUUAAAGGUCAGCAAUCUCUUUAUAGUUCUCGGUCAUUAUUCCCACCUUUCCCAUUCUCCCUCAAUUCAUUUGCCCCUUUGAAUUAGCAAUACAAGUUUUCUUUCAUUUCAAAAUUGAUUCUACUUUUACAAAGAAAUCACUGAGGGACUUCCCCGGUGGUCCAGUGGUAAAGAAUCCGCCUUCCAAUGCAGGGGAUGCGGGUUUGAUCCCUGGUUGGGGAACAACUAAGCCCGUGCGCCACAACUACUGAGCCCUUGCGCCUCAAGAGAGCCUGCAUGCUGCAAACUACAGAGCCCACGCGCCACAGCUAGAGAGAGAAAAACCCACACGCCAUAACUAGAGAGAAGACUGUGUGCUGUAAGGAAGAGCCCGCGCGCUGCAAGGAGAGAUCACGUGCCACAAACAAGACCCGAUGCAGCCAAAUAAAUAAAUUAUGACUAGAUUAAGGUUUUGAAAUAGGCUCAACCUAGUCACUGUUGUCUUUUUAGUUAUAACCCUGAGAUCAAGAGGUAGCCUAGACCAAGGAUUUCCAAACAUGGCUGAUUUUUAAGGUUAUCCAAAGAAAUUUUUAAAAAAUACAGAUUCUUAGGCUCCAUCCAGAUUUAAUAAGUUUGGGAUAGAGCCUAGGAUACAAUUUUUUUUUUUUUUUGGCUGCGUUGUCUUUGUUGCUGCACACCGACUUUCUCUAGGUGUGGUGAGCGGGGGCUGCUCUUCAUUGCAGUGCACGGGCUUCUCAUUGCAGUGGCUUCUCUUGUUGCAGAGCACAGGCUUUAGGUGCACGGGCUUCAGUAGCUGCAGCAUGCGGGCUCAAUAGUUGCGGCGUGCGGGCCCUAGAGUGCGCAGGCUUCAGUAG